Molecule: messenger RNA, 3427 nt
Organism: Pogona vitticeps (central bearded dragon)
Lineage: Eukaryota; Metazoa; Chordata; Lepidosauria; Squamata; Agamidae
Source: RefSeq, a predicted model, not a curated record
GUGAGUGGCUGCUCACAUGACCGCAGCAGUGGAAGCUGCGCGGCAGGUUGAAGCGAUGGGGUUCCGCUCGGUGUUGAGUGUCUUGUUGGGGGCAGCGAUGGUGUGGGGAGCCGGGGCCACGUGCGGUUAUCAGUCCUGCCCGGAGACAAAACCUGACAUGCUUAAUGUGCACCUUAUCCCUCACACGCAUGAUGAUGUGGGCUGGCUGAAGACAGUGGACCAAUAUUUCUUUGGAGUCCGCAAUGACAUCCAGCACGCUGGGGUACAGUACAUCCUCGACUCGGUCAUACCACAACUGCUGGCUGAUCCUCGCAAGCGUUUCAUCUACGUGGAAGUGGCCUUCUUUGCCCGCUGGUGGGGGCUGCAGACGGAAGACAUGCGCCAGGCUGUGAGGCAGCUCGUUGCUCAAGGGCGUCUGGAGUUUGUGAAUGGCGGCUGGUGCAUGAACGAUGAGGCAGCCGUGCACUACAGCGCCGUCAUUGACCAGAUGAGCCUCGGGCUCCAUUUCCUGCAGGAGACCUUUGGCGAGUGUGGCCGUCCUCGCGUGGCCUGGCACAUUGACCCUUUUGGCCACAGUCGUGAGCAGGCCUCGCUCUUUGCGCAGAUGGGCUAUGAUGGCUUUUUUCUUGGCCGCAUCGAUUACCAGGACAAGGCCCACCGAGAGGCCUUGCGUGAGAUGGAGCAACUAUGGCGCGCCAGUGAAAGCCUGGCUCCUCCUGUCGCUGAUCUCUUCACUGGUGUCUUACCAAACGGUUACAACCCUCCGAUGGCCCUUUGCUGGGAUCAGAUCUGUUCUGACAACCCCAUUGUGGAUGAUGACAGUGAUGAGAACAACGUGGAGAGUCUGGUGGCCUAUUUUCUGGGGACGGCAGCCGCUCAGGCCAAACACUAUCGCACUAACCACAUUGUCAUGACCAUGGGAUCUGACUUCCAGUAUGAGAAUGCUCUCCUGUGGUACAAGAACUUGGACAAGCUGAUCAAGCACGUCAAUGCAAAGCAAUUAAAUGGGAGCCGUGUCCAUGUUCUUUACUCUACCCCAAGCUGCUACCUGUGGGAGCUGAACAAGGCCAAUCUGUCCUGGUCCAUGAAAUAUGAUGACUUCUUCCCGUAUGCUGAUGGGCCUCACCAGUUCUGGACAGGAUAUUUCACCAGCCGACCAGCUUUGAAGCGUUAUGAACGGCUCAGCAACAAUUUUCUGCAGGUCUGCAAUCAGCUGGAAAUGUUAGCCGGUCUGCAAGCAAACAUGGGGCCUUAUGGCAAUGCCAACAGUUCUGUGCUGCGUCAGGCCAUGGGAGUCGCUCAGCACCAUGAUGCCGUGAGUGGCACAGCAAAACAGCACGUGACCAAUGACUACGCUAAACAGCUCUCUUCUGGUUGGGAUGCCUGCCAGACUGUGGUCAGUAAUGCCCUUGCCAGUAUUAUGGGAACCAAGGAGAACUUCAUCUACUGCCCCUACCUCAACAUCAGUGUCUGUCUCCUGACUGAAGCUGCCGAAACUUUCAUGGUGAUCGUCUACAACCCUCUGGCUCGCCCUGUGGACUGGAACAUGCGGCUGCCGGUCAACGGAAGCCAUUACUCUGUUGUGGAUCCCAACGGCCAGGCUGUUCUGAAUGAGGUGAUCCCCGUGUCCAGUUUCACCCAGGCUGUCCGGCGCGAUCGGGGCUAUGCUGCCAAUGAACUGGUCUUCCGUGCCUCUGCCCCUCCACUGGGCUACCGCACCUACUCUGUCUCCAGACGACCCGGCAAGAAGCCCGCCCUUGCCAGGGAGCUGAAACGGUUGCUCUAUCGACCUGGAGCAGCACCUCUUUCUUGGACCAUCCAGAACGAGCAUCUGCGGGUUGUGUUUGAUCCCAGCACAGGACUUCUGAAGACGAUUGAGAAUCUGGACAAGAACAUCUCCUUGCCAGUGUCCCAGAACUUCUUCUGGUACAAUGCCAGCACUGGGAACCAAGAGAAUAACCAGGCAUCUGGUGCUUACAUCUUCCGUCCAAAUGGCUCUGAGCCCUUCCAUGUCAGCCAACGAGCCCGCUUGUACCAUGUGAAGAACCAAGUGGUGCAGGAGGUCUACCAGAACUUCUCUGCCUGGUGCUCCCAGGUGGUGCGCCUCUAUGCCGGAGAGCCUUAUGUCGAGCUGGAAUGGACAGUAGGACCCAUCCCAAUUCAAGAUGGUCUUGGCAAGGAAGUCAUUAGCCGCUUUGAGACAAACCUGCAGACUGACGGGCUUUUCUACACGGACUCCAAUGGCCGCGAGAUCCUCGAGAGGAGGCGUGACUAUAGGGCCACGUGGAACUUGAGCCAAACUGAGCCCGUGGCUGGCAACUACUACCCUGUGAACAGCCGCAUCUACAUCAAGGACAAGAAAGUCCAGCUGACAGUACUGACAGAUCGCUCCCAGGGAGGCAGCAGCAUCCUUGAUGGUUCUCUAGAACUCAUGGUACAUCGGCGACUCCUGCAUGAUGACGCCCGGGGUGUCGGGGAGCCACUACUGGAACCUGGAGAUUACCACCAUGGACUGGUGGUACGAGGCCGCCACCUUAUCCUCUUGGACACAGCAGAAUCAUCGGCUGACCAGCACCGGCUUCGAGCUCAGCAGGAGUUCAUGGCGCCCCAGGUGGUCUUUGCCCCAGGUGGGGGACCUCCCUACCAGCCUGGCCAGGCCAACCUCAAGGAGUUCUCUGCCUUGAAGCAGGCCCUCCCUUCCAAUAUCCACUUGCUGACCUUGGCCCAGUGGGAGCCGGACUCCGUUCUCUUCCGCCUAGAGCACCAGUUUGAACGGGGGGAGAGUGCCAAUGGCUCCAUGCCCAUCACCAUUAAUUUGCUGAAUCUGUUCUCUUCUUUCACUAUCACCACUUUGGAAGAGAGGAACCUAGCUGCCAACCAGAAGUAUGAGGACAUGAGGAGGCUGGUCUGGCAGUCGGCUGAAGGAGCUGCAGAACGGCCACGAUCAAGCCUCCCUCCCCUUGACCCAACACAGAUAACACUAAAGCCCAUGGAGAUCCGGACCUUCCUGGCUCAUAUUCAGCACCGCAGCAGAAUAGGAAGAAGAAAAGAUUAAUGUUUUGCCUGUUUUUCUCUUCUGAACAGUGCCAGAGGUUGCCUCAAAAGAGGGCAGGAGACUGGCGCUCUCCACUGUGCCUUUUCCAAAGGGAAGAGCGGCUUUUUCUCUCAACCAACUGUUCUCCUUUCUUCUGGAGAAAUGAUUCUUGGUUGCUGCUUAAAGCUGGAAUUUAAUUAAGGGCCACAGGACAGUCUUUUGACAAUUGAAAAAGAGAUCAUUGUUUAAAGGCCCUUCUGUUCCUGCACCAUUCCUCUUUCAAGCCCACUCAAAAACAAAGACUGUUUUUAGAGGCAGGUAUGGACGUCUUGGAGGAUGUGGGCUGUCCUAAGUGCAAUCAUUACAUGUGAAAUAAACCACUUUUUAAAAUGA